This is a messenger RNA of Microthlaspi erraticum, 339 nucleotides long. NCBI's taxonomy places the organism in Eukaryota, Viridiplantae, Streptophyta, Magnoliopsida, Brassicales, Brassicaceae. The record is from the annotation of a GenBank genome assembly.
AUGCAAGCUGCUGAUGUGGACAACAGUGGAACAAUAGACUACAAAGAGUUCAUAGCCGCAACAUUGCACCUAAACAAGAUAGAGAGAGAGGACCAUUUGUUUGCAGCUUUUACAUACUUUGACAAAGAUCGUAGCUGCUGGUGUUUAUCACAGUCUCGCUGUCUCAGGUGCUUAUCACAACCUGCAAAAUCCUUCACCUCUGAUGAAGAAAGGCCAGUACAUCACAGAAGUCCACCUCUGAUCAAAAGUCCCUCUUUUUGUAAACAAAACUCAAAAAGUCACCCAAAAUGUUACGCGAGUUAUUUGUCGGUGGCGAUAUUAACACAUGCAGAGCUUUAG